AUGCCGCCAUCCCGUCCCAACGCCCCUUUCAGCGAGCCUUACUGGCACUACGGGGCCCCGCCUCCAUACUAUACAGAGUCCCAUUUCAAGCUGCAGGUCGAAACUCGAGCUUAUGUGAACGAGUACAUCACUCCUUUCUGCGAAGAGUGGGAACGGCAGGGAUCCAUACCUCGUGAGGCAAGUAAGAUACUCCACAACAGAAGCAGCCUUGGCUACGUUGCCGCUGGCCUGUUUCCGCCCGAGCCUGACUACCUGGGCGAGGUCAUUCUGCCUUGUGGGAUUCCCCCGGAUAAGUGGGAUGGCUUCCACGACCACAUUGUCGUUGACGAGUUGACUCGUUGCGGGCACAUGGGUGUUGUCUGGGCGCUUGCCUGUGGGAACAUCAUCGGCUGCCCGCCGCUCAUUAACCACGGGACAACCGAGCAGAAACGGCGCCUUCUGCCGUCCAUUUACGACGGUACCACAAGGUUCUGCUUGGCAGUUACUGAGCCCUCAGCCGGCUCCGAUGUGGCAAACAUCAAAACUGUUGCCAAGCGCCAAGGAGACAAGUACAUCGUGAACGGUACCAAGAAAUGGAUCACAAACGGCGUGUAUGCCGACUACUGUACGGCUGCCGUCAGGACUGGCGGCCCGGGUCAGUCAGGCAUCUCGGCUCUCGUCAUUCCAUUGGACUCCAAAGGCGUGACUAGGCGACGGAUGGAUAACUCGGGCAUCAAUGCUAGCGGGUCGACCUUUAUCGAAUUUGACGAUGUCGAGGUCCCCAUUGGGAACUUGCUGGGAAAGGAAAAUGAGGGGUUCGGAAUCAUCAUGAACAGCAAGUCUUCCCAACCCAUCUCUUCCGCUAUCAUCGCUGACACCCCGUUGCAGAUUUUAAUCAUGAACGACUAUGGCUUGCAACUAUCUGUCUGCGUCUUGCUCGAGUCUAAGCUCAUAGAGAACCAAAUCAUCCGUGCCAAGCUCGUCGACUCUGGCAAGAAGAUCCAAGCCGCCUAUGCUUGGUUGGAACAGCUCAUCUGGACCCGUGAGCGUCUGGCAAACCACGAUGGUCCAGAUACUCUGGGUGCCAGCGUUGCCAUGCUCAAGACGCUGUCUGCUCGCACUCUCGAGGAGACGGUACGCGAGGCGCAGCAGAUUUUUGGUGGGCUGGGAUACUCCAAGAAUGGCCGCGGGAGAGUCGUGGAGCAGAUCAGCCGCGACUUUAGAGUUCUUGUGGUGGGGGGUGGGAGCGAGGAGAUUUUGACAGACUUUGCAUACAGGCAAGAGGCUCGAACUCUCAAAAGGCAUACCAAUGGAACCGCAAAGCUGUGA
Molecule: messenger RNA, 1308 nt
Organism: Fusarium falciforme
Lineage: Eukaryota; Fungi; Ascomycota; Sordariomycetes; Hypocreales; Nectriaceae
Exons: 5
Coding region: 1-1308 (435 amino acids)
Molecular function (GO): flavin adenine dinucleotide binding; oxidoreductase activity, acting on the CH-CH group of donors
Source: RefSeq, a predicted model, not a curated record